AUGCCACCAAACCACAUAAAAGACAAAGGUCUGUCAGACGCGUUGGUCCGUCUCCCAGACUGGGCCGAUGAAGAUUUCCUGCGCGUGUUCAACAGCGUUUCGUCGCCGGAAAAGGCAGACAAGCUGGACCACCCGAAGAAGCACAUCAUCAAGCGCGCUCUAGAGGGAUGGCUGACGGUCAUGGACGUCCUCGCCGAAUUCUACCCACUACCCAAGGCCCUCAUCCCGCUCUGGAUCCCCACCCACAGCUGGGUCUUGUUGAACUACAGGAUGAACGACAAAACCAAGACCCCAGCGGACCUUAUGGUGCUGGUGGACUUCGACCGCUCGAAAGAGAUCCUCACCAUCCACAACUUCACGCGCCUACACCUCGUCCUCCGCAACGCCCUCGUCCGCGCCAUCUACGAGCAAGUCAACCCGCUCUGCCUCAGCGACGUCUCGGGCAAGACGUGGCGCAUGUUCCGCGCCGGCAACCUGCCGCUCGUGCCCAACGGCGACGACACGCGCAACAUCGGCGGCCAGAAGUUCGAGGGCUGGACCGCGUUCCGCAUGGCCGACUUCGCCCUCUACUACAACGGGCCGUGCCAGAAUCCCCGGCACCCGGACUUGAUCGUCGAGAUCGGUACCCGCGACAAGGCGGCGGCGCUGGAGGAGCGCGCCAAGUGGCUCAUGAACAGCACUGAUGGGGAGACGAGGAUCGUGGUCGGCAUUGCGUAUGGCGAGGGGGAGUCGACGUGGACGAUUUCGGUCUGGAAGCUGGGCGAGAGGGGAAUCAAUGAAGGGCCUGUGGAGAAGAUUACGGAUAGGAACGGUCAUCCCGGCGUGGCUAUUCCCAUUCGCGACAUGAUCGCGUCGGAGGCGGUGGAGUGCAUUGAGCAGUCGACCUGCCCUAAGACGCGUGCUGUGUUGGACAAGAAGAUCGAGAUCACUUGGGCGGAUAUUGCGCAGUACGCUGACGUGACGGGUCUCAUCAAGGGGGAGGAACCUCCUCCCAAGAAGCCAGAGCAACAGGGAGGCGAGACUAAGGUUUAG
This is a messenger RNA of Lasiodiplodia theobromae, 1032 nucleotides long. RefSeq lists its product as uncharacterized. Lineage: Eukaryota; Fungi; Ascomycota; Dothideomycetes; Botryosphaeriales; Botryosphaeriaceae. Bases 1 to 1032 code for a protein of 343 amino acids. The transcript is spliced from 2 exons. The record is from RefSeq and is a predicted model, not a curated record.